GUACUUGUACCCUUCAGUGAUAUAUCUUAACUCUGAUUCAGCUACAACACUGUGUAAAACUGACGUGAGUGUCACGUACUUGUACCCUUCAGUGAUAUGUCUUAACUCUGAUUCAGCUACAACACUGUGUAAAACUGACGUCACUUGAUAAAAGGGACCACGCUAGACGCCCCGCACCACAAUGAGUUUUGCCCCAAAAGUGAUUCUGUACCAGAUAUCGAGAGGACCAAGGGCGCCAAGUUUAUCCCCAUUUGCUUUCAAGUUGGAGACCUUUCUUCGAAUGGCGAAAAUAGAAUAUCAGAAUGAUUUUAGUGUCAAGCGCUCGUCCAAAGGCAAGAUUCCAUGGAUGAAAUACGAAGGAGAGGCCGUGGCUGACUCUCAGUUCUGUGUGGAGUAUCUGAACCGGAAGUUGAACAUAGAUCUUAACAGUCACCUGACCGAGGAACAACGGGCUGUUGCGCAUGCCUUUCGAAAGAUGGCGGAGGAAAACCUAUUCUGGUGUAUGGGCCUGUCCCGGGCUGAGAACCUGGACUACGUGAAGAAACACAUCAAGUUGAACAAACUGGUAAUCUGGAUCGGAACACGAAUUUACCUGAGUAAUACGAAAGCGCACGGAAUCGGCCGACACACCCAUGAGGAAGUGUUGCCCAUUAUGGAGGAAGAUUUGAGAUCAUUAUCAGUCUACCUUGGGACAAAGAAAUUCUUUUUCGGCGAUCAACCAUGUGAGACAGAUGCUGCUUUGUUUGGACUGUUGUGCCAGUUUUGCUGGCAGUGUCCAGGAAGCAAAGGGGAACAACUCGUGAACGACAAGUUCACAAACCUGGUGGAGUAUUGCGAGCGAAUGAAGGCGACAUUUUGGCCGGACUGGGAGGACUGCAUCACGGCGGACGGAACUAAAACUGCAACAUAUAAAAUGACAUGA
Haliotis rubra (blacklip abalone) is the source of this 922-nucleotide messenger RNA. RefSeq names its product failed axon connections homolog. NCBI's taxonomy places the organism in Eukaryota, Metazoa, Mollusca, Gastropoda, Lepetellida, Haliotidae. The transcript is spliced from 6 exons. Gene Ontology annotation, cellular component: cytoplasm. Bases 182 to 922 code for a protein of 246 amino acids. The record is from RefSeq and is a predicted model, not a curated record.